Messenger RNA from Rotaria sp. Silwood2, 1014 nucleotides. The record is from the annotation of a GenBank genome assembly. NCBI's taxonomy places the organism in Eukaryota, Metazoa, Rotifera, Eurotatoria, Philodinida, Philodinidae.
AUGACAACAGAAAACCAACAAAUAAAUAAAUCAAAACCAUCGCCAUUAACUAAUGUUGAUUCCUCUGGGAAAAUGCAAGGAUGGUUUAAAUUAAUUGAAACAAUCCGUAAAUCAGGUACACAACCAAACGAACAAAUUAGAUCAUCACCGAACAGUAAUUUAAAUAACAAUCUUAAUAGAGGUCCAUUAUUAAAACAACAAAAUUCAUUUGACAAACUUUUACCAUCAACAAAUACAAAUGGUCAUUCAUUAAAAUCACCUGAAACAAUAAAUGCAAUAGAUUCACCACCCAAUAUAUUUAAUUCACCAUCCAUUAUAAGUGUAGAAUCAACACCAGGACAAAUAAUAGAAGAUGUACCUUCUAUAGAAUUUGAAUCAACAUCACGAUUAAUAAGAGAAAGUAUACCUUUAAUUGAAAUCGAAUCAUCAACAACUACUGCAGCAUCAUCACCAACAUCAACAGGUUCAAAAAGUGAGACAUCUUUACGAUGUCCAUUAAGACAAACAUUGCCGAUAUUUAAACAGCCAGUUACUUAUUAUCCUACGCAACGUGAUGAAGUUAAGCCACAAGUUAUUAAUUCAAAUAAUCCAACAACAACAAAUACUAAUAGUGGUGGAAAACCAAGCGAAAAAACAAAACCAAGACAACUUUUUUGGGAAAAACGAUUUCAAAAUAUACGUCCGACGGAUAUCGAUGGACAACCUUUUGAACAUUUUAAAUUACCCGAACAAAUUAAAGGUGUCGGCCUUAAUAUGUCACCCGAAACGAUUGUUAUAAGUCUCGCAACAUCACUUCAUUUAUAUAGUAAUUCACGUGCACUUUUUGGUCAAAGUAAACAAUUUCAAAAAAAUCCAACUAUUCAUGUUCAACGUGAUCAACCAUUAAUUGAAUAUGUUACAAUUACUGAUGAACAUAUUCGUGCUCAAGAAGGUAAAGUCAAUGAAUUACGUCGACGUAUUCAACAAACAAUGCAUAGCAAUAAUAAUAGUGCCAAUAUGAAAAUGGAAGCCUAA